UAUCUGCCCGAUCUAGUGGACGUUUUUAGAAGCUAAAUGCAACUGAGUUAAUAACAAUAGCACGUGACAGGUGUCUGCAGUCAACGGUGUCUGCUUCGGAUUUUUUUCGAGACGCAGUUGAGCGAAAUAAGAGGUGCUUCAAAGAUGGCGAGCACUGCAGUAGUCGCAGGUCUAGGAUUAGCAGCCGUUGGUUUUGCUGGGCGAUAUGUUCUACGAACUCUACCGACACUCUCCCAAAAAAUGGCUGAAGCUGUCAAAAACAUGCCAAAAUUAGAUUCACAGUCAUUGGCAAAUAGUCGAUACUACAAAGGUGGCUUUGAACCAAAAAUGAACAGAAGGGAAGCAAGUCUCAUCUUGGGCGUUUCACCAUCCGCAAGCAAAUCAAAAAUCAAGGAGCAUUUCAUGAAGGUCAUGUCCGCCAACCAUCCAGAUAGAGGAGGUUCACCUUACUUAGCAGCUAAAAUCAAUGAAGCCAAAGACCUUCUCGAGAAAUAGUUUUUAUCUGUUACAAAAGCAAUUGGUGGUAUUUACAAAAUGAGUGUAACAAAUUAUUAUUUAACAAGAGGUGAAUUUCGAAUUAUAUUAUUUAAUAUAUAAUAUAGCUCGAUAGUAUUGUAGCUCAAUUGUAAUAGAACUCAAUAAAUUAUUUUUAGGACAUUGUUAAAA
This is a messenger RNA of Athalia rosae (coleseed sawfly), 666 nucleotides long. Its product is annotated as mitochondrial import inner membrane translocase subunit TIM14. The record is from RefSeq and is a predicted model, not a curated record. Gene Ontology annotation, molecular function: ATPase activator activity. The transcript has 3 exons. Lineage: Eukaryota; Metazoa; Arthropoda; Insecta; Hymenoptera; Athaliidae. The coding region runs from base 145 to 495 and encodes 116 amino acids. Gene Ontology annotation, biological process: protein import into mitochondrial matrix. Gene Ontology annotation, cellular component: PAM complex, Tim23 associated import motor.